Mycotypha africana is the source of this 567-nucleotide messenger RNA. Its product is annotated as C2 domain-containing protein. Lineage: Eukaryota; Fungi; Mucoromycota; Mucoromycetes; Mucorales; Mycotyphaceae. The record is from RefSeq and is a predicted model, not a curated record. Bases 1 to 567 code for a protein of 188 amino acids. The transcript has a single exon.
AUGAGUCUCUCCAUUCACGUUAUCGCUGCCGCCGGUUUGAAGGAUGUCGAAACUAUGGGUAAACAAGACCCUUAUGUUCAAUGCUCUUUGGAUUUUAAUAACAAGGAAGCCUACUUGAAGACCUCUACGAAGAAGAAUGCUGGUCAGGAAGCUACCUGGAACGAAGCUUUCUCCGUCGCCUACAACGGAGAAUCUGACCUCUACGUCGAAAUUCUUGAUGAGGAACACGCCGUCGACGAAGUGAUUGCUUUCGCUGCUAUUCCCCUCGACCAAGUCCACAAUGCUCCCGGCGGUAAGUUGAACGGUAUCUUUGACGUGUACAACACUAAGGGUGAUGCUGCUGGUAAGAUCCACUUGCAACUCUCUACUCAAGGUACUGGCAGCUUUGAUGAUAAGCCUGUCGAUGCUAGAAGCUAUGUUAACGACGAACACAAGGCCCACAUGAAGUCUACUAACAGAAAGGCCGCCGCUGUCUCUGCUGGUGGCACUGUCCUCGGUGCUGGUCUUGCUAUUGCUGCUGGUUUGCUUGGUCAAAGACUCCAACAGAAGAAUGCUGAACAACAAUAG